AAACCGCCGUCGCCGCCGCGAGGAGGAGAAGGAGAAGGAGGAGCACCAGCAGCGGGAGGAGAAAGAGGUGGAGGAGGAGGAGGAGGGCAGCCAGGGAGCAAGGAGGGAGCCUGCGGACGGAGGGAACUCUGCGCGAGGAGGAGGAAGAGGAGGCUCUCUCUCGUUCGAGGAGGCCCAACGGAGGACGGCCGGUCGCGCUGCGUGCCACAGGCUUCGCGUGUGUAUAACGCGCUUUUCUGUCGCGAAAAGCACGCGCGAGUGGGAAAGAGAGAGAGAGAGAGAGAGAGAGUGUGCGACGGUGGGGAGGGGGGAGGUGCACGACACGAUCGUGGACAAAGGGAAAGAGAGAGAGAGAGAGAACGGACGAAAGCGCAGAGGAGUAGAGGACGGCGAGUAAGCCAGUCAGCGAGCAAGCGGAGACAGACGAGCAAGCAGACAAGCGCGCGGCGGCUUUAUCAUGCUGUACGUGGAAGCGGCGGUGGCGUCGCGACGGAUCGCGAAUCGCAGUGGCAGCAAUCGCGUCGUCUUCCCCGUCGCCGGGAGUGUGAUGAUGAUGCAGCAGCAGCAGCGGCGGGAGGGACGCGCGUAAAGAGGAAGGAAGGACGCGCGCGAACUGAUUAUACGCGUGUUACACUCGGUCCCUCGACGAGUGCCGGACGGGAGAACCAAGAGUGCGAGAGAAAGAGAGAGAGUGAGAGAGAGACAAAGCGAGGGAAGGCACGAGUGAGAGACGGAACGAGAGGAGAGUCGGACGAGCGAGCGUCGCGCGCGCGGGUUAGAAACCUCGUUCGUCCGUUUACGGAGAGAUGGACCCGGGCCCGUCUCGCCGCCUCGAGACCUCACCACGUUCACGAUUCGCCCGUGCCGCGAGCGGGCACGAGGAAUGCGGGGCCCCCGGGGCAGCCACGACGACGACGGGGAUCAUCAUCAUCAUCGCCGCGACGGCGACACGCCGUGCUGCACGAGUGACAUGGCAGUGGGAUUGCGAGGUAGCCGACUCGU
Molecule: messenger RNA, 1002 nt
Organism: Ooceraea biroi (clonal raider ant)
Lineage: Eukaryota; Metazoa; Arthropoda; Insecta; Hymenoptera; Formicidae
Product: pre-mRNA-splicing factor 38B-like
Source: RefSeq, a predicted model, not a curated record